Molecule: messenger RNA, 1900 nt
Organism: Panicum virgatum (switchgrass)
Lineage: Eukaryota; Viridiplantae; Streptophyta; Magnoliopsida; Poales; Poaceae
Product: golgin subfamily A member 4-like
Exons: 7
Coding region: 480-1748 (422 amino acids)
Source: RefSeq, a predicted model, not a curated record
CCUCCUCCGUCCUGCAUUUCUAUCAGCAAACUAGCAAAGGUCCAUGUCCUCUGUGGCUCUGUCGCUCUCUCUGUCUCUCUCGGCCCUCCCGUGCUAACUACGAUUAGGGUUUCAAAUCGCUUUUAAGCGCUGCAAAAUCACUGCCGGGGAGGCGUCGUCCUUGGAGUUGUCCUGCUGCUGGAUGCCACCGGGUGACCCGCGCCGCCGCCAGUGCGUGUCCUCGGAGCCGCGCCGCCGCCAGAGCUCGUCCUCGGGGCCGCCUCACUCCGGCGAUCGACGGGGACGGACACGGCCGGAGCCACCGCAGGCGGCGCUCGUGCGCUGCCUGCCACCAGCAUCGUAGCAGGUCAGCUGCCGAAACCCGCUGCCUUCCCCUAUCUUUCCUUGUGGAUUUUGCUCUCCAUAUUGCCAGGAUCUGGUGAGAUAAUAUCGCUUGGUUAGGGAACCAGUUAGCAACUGAAAAGGAGGAUCCUUGUCAGAUGUCUGGUAGAUCCAACGGUCACUAUCCUGCUAAUGGUGCAAAAGUUCUUCAUAUGAGACAUAGGAAUAAAGAGAAGGUACAGCUUGACAGAAAUGAUGCAGCUUCUAGGGCCUGUCAGAAGGACAGGCAACAUAUUGAGAAAUUGGAAAUAGAACUGAUGAACUGCUAUCAGGAAAUCGACUAUUUGCAGGAUCAGUUAAAUAUACGGAAUGUUGAAGCAAACAUCAUGGGUGAACAUAUUCACAGCCUUGAACUGAAGCUGACUGAACUUGAAAAGUUCCCGGAAAGAGUGAGAGUUAUGGACAAUGAGCUGAUGCGAUCUGAUUCUCAGUGCUGGAUUCUGAUGGAAGAAGUUAGAUGUAAAGAAGAGGAGUUGCAAAAGGCAUCCUCACAGAUAAAGAAGCUUGAAAGUACGGUUUUAGAUUCACAAAGCGAAAUUGAGAGCUUGAAACUUGAUUUAACUAAUCUUGAGCAGAGACUACUUGAUGCUGAGAGCUUUGCCCAACAUGCCGCUGAGCACAAAGCUCGCAUCGACAAACUAUUGGGAGAACAUGAGCUCCAGCUGCGCGAAGCACAAAAAACUAUCGAUCAACUUGUACUGGAGAAUAAGCAAUUGAAGGAGUUUUCACCUGUAAAAGGUCCCAAACCUUCUACAUCUGGGGAGCAACUUGACAAAACAUUGGAGAACGGUGGUCAUGCAGAAUAUGGAAGUGAUAAUUUAAUUCUUGAAAGGAUGGCAAAACAAAAUGUAGAAUCUGAACUUCUAAUUGAGCAGCUCAAGGAAGAGCUUCGAGAACAAAAGUUAAAGGCAAAAGAGGAUGCUGAAGAUCUCACCCAAGAAAUGGCUGAACUAAGAUACCAGAUAACAGGCAUGCUUGACGAAGAAUACAAGCGUCGAUCUUGCAUUGAACAGGCAGCUAUUCAACAUAUUCAGGGGCUGGAGACUCAGGUUUCCAAAGAGAAGACAAAAUUGAGUGGGGCACUUAGGCGAUUGCAGGAAUCACGUGAACUAGCUCACAAACAAGCUAUGGAGAUUAAGAAGUUGAAGGAUGCUUUAGAGAGGUUUAACUCCGCGGUGAACCUGGGGACAGUUUGCAAGUCUUGCUCUUGCGGGUUCUGUGCAAUGUUGAUAGAGUUGUCUAAUUGCUCGAUCGAAGGGUCAUCGGAUGCCAGAUCUGCCAAAUCCAACCACAUUGAUGAGGAGUUACAGAACCACGCGCUAAUAGAAUGGCAUCCUGAUGAAGCUUCAGAUGGUGACGAUGGGUAGGAAGUUAGAUCGCGCAAUGGCAUCAUGUACAUUUGAGUGUGCGAUUGACCAAUUGUUGUAGAUAAUUCUUUGGGUUCGCCAUUGCUGCCUGUAAAUGCAUAUGCAUUUUUUUUUUGAUAAUUGCAUUUUGUUACCUUAGCUGUUCGAUUUCC